Molecule: messenger RNA, 4163 nt
Organism: Mytilus californianus (California mussel)
Lineage: Eukaryota; Metazoa; Mollusca; Bivalvia; Mytilida; Mytilidae
Exons: 2
Coding region: 486-2399 (637 amino acids)
Molecular function (GO): zinc ion binding
Source: RefSeq, a predicted model, not a curated record
AAUCAGAAAAUAGGAUAAAUAUCAUUUGAAAUGUGUCACCCUGACACUGUACGCACAUAAAUUACGCAAACAUCGUAUCAAAAUAGAUCUAAAUCGUGUUUAUUAUAAAUGUUCUGACUAAUAAAUUCUACAAACUUUCACAUGGUUCAUUUAAGCACUUACAACUGCAUUUUUCUUCAGAAAUAAAAAAAAAUAGCAUAGGUGUACUGAAAAUUCGACAUUUUUUUAAAAUGACCCACAUAUCGAUAAACUGAAAUUAGGGUAGAAUAUGAUACGUGCGUUGGCAGGUUUCCUGAGCAGUACACAUUAAAUCACUGAAGUAAAACCAUUGUCAUUGAUUUAAAUACAAUCCUGUGGUAACCGUAAUGUCAUUACAUUAUGUUAUGUUCUAUAUUUAAACUAUUCAACAAAACGUUACUUUCGAUUCUGCAUUGCAUUUCUUGUGACUAACCUGAAUGCUUGUGAAUAAACCGAAUGAGUAAAUAAUGCAGAGAAGACUUGCGGAUAACAUAACAUCUGAUAAUUUAUCUUGUCCUAUAUGUAGAGACACUUUAAAAGACCCAAAGCUAUUACCCUGUGACCAUACGAUAUGUUGUGAAUGUUUGACCCAGUUGAUAUAUUCAACAAGACGUUUUAACAAAGUCACGUGCCCUGUGGACCGACGAGAGAUAACAGUGCCAUCUUAUACAAUAUCAGCAGAAGAAUGGGCUAAUUCCUUUCCAACAGACGAUUUAGCUCUAGUGUUAUUACAAGCUAUCUCGGGUGAUGUUAAAAAGGAAGCAAACUCUAAAAAUGGUAUACCUUGUCUCGAACACCCUCAGAAUGUUUGUGACUUUUUCUGUUUCAGGUGUUAUCAGAUUAUAUGUUCCGAGUGUGCUGUUGACACACAUAGGAGUUUCGACUGUGAUUGCAAAAAUUUCAAAAAAUGUGCCGACUUAGCAAGAGAGAAAUUGAGAAAUUCGUAUGACGAAAUAGAAAAUCUAAUUAGCUACGGACAGGGCAUCGUUACUAAUUAUAAAGAGAUCGGAAAAGAUCAACUCCUAAUGCAAUCAAGACAGCAAAUUAAAACUACUGUUUUUAAAUUGAAGAGCAUCGUUCAUGAUUUCGAGAAAAGGGUAAAUCGAAAGAGUUUGGACAUUUUGAACAAAGUUGAAAGCGUUGUAAACGUAGAACAACUGCAGAAAAAAACGGAAGGAAUCGUUAGAGAAUUAAAAAGAGUCCGUGGUGACAUAGAAUAUUCCAAAUCUCAAACUUCAACCGAGGGUAUGUUGACCGUUUUAUCAAAAAUCCCCGACAGUCUGCAGAAAAAUACAGAUCUGCUAAAUUCCCUUGGAGUAUCACAUGAUCCAAUUUUGAUAAAACUUGAACUAAACGAAAUGUUUCUGGAAUUGUGUGACUUACUUGUUGAUCAACCGAUUGGAACAGUUCACGUUCUGCCUGCUGAUUCCUUAGAUUUUGAAGAUACAGAGGCCACAGUUUGCAGUCGGAGAGUCAAAUUUUCAUCAGACGUUUUACCUUCUCGAGCACUGGAACUUGAAACGUUCCUCGAGAUUAAAGUUGAACCAAGUGGACAAGAGAACAAAAUAACCGCGAGAUUUACAGGUUUAAUUCUUUACGGACAUGCGAUAAUUGCGAUAGACAAUGCAAACUUUAAGGUACAAAGAUUCCGAGUCACUGUCAAAGAACAGUUUAUUGAUGAAAUUUCAAUUCAAGGUGUAUACGAUAUUACAAAUAUUCAUGACAACGACGAUGUUUUAGUUACUGCCCCUGGGAAACGGUCGUGUCUCUUCCGUUUGUCAACUUACAAAAGUUUGAGCAUAAUUUCGAAAACUGUAACUGAUAAGGCCUAUUAUAAUAUUUCACGUUUGCCAGAAUAUGCGUACGCAGUUAUUUGUCAUUCAAGUCCAAGUGACGCUUCAAAAAAGAAGAUCAGUUUUGAAUGGUCACGUGGGGUAACGUCACAUAUUGACAUUAUCAACGUCGAUGGAAAUGUUUUAAAACAUUUUAGUGAGUCUUUUCUUUGUGAACCAACCGAGUUCGGUUAUCCUUUCAUUAUGCCUCUAAAAAAUAUGUGUUGUCUUCCAAAUGGGGCUAUAGUGGUUAGCAUUGAAACAAAAACAAACAACUUUAUUUCUUGCAUUAACAAAAACGGACGCGUCAAAUGGACAUACAAUUUAUAUGACACCCCAGAAGGCGUUUGUUUUUAUGAUGGCAGAAUAUUGGUAUUCUUACGCAAGUCUAAAGUAGUACGUGUUCUAUCAGUUGAGGGUGAUUUGAAACCAGUGUCAACAUUAAGACUUUCUAACUACUUUGGUGACGGGAAUAGUUUAAUCGUUUGCAGAAAUCUUUUGACCGUGAUAGACAAAACUGAUUUAAUAAAAAUAUAUAAAUUACAAUGAUAGAAAUGAAUAAAACGUUUUUUUUUUUGCUUAUGUGAAGGCAUUGUAGUUUUGCAAAACUGCAGUGUAACGUCCAACUUUUAUAUUUUACUUCAACUCACAAAAAGUUCGAAUUUUUAUAGCUUCAUUUAUUAUAGAAAGGCGUUUUUCCUGUGUACUUGAAUAUGACAGACAAUAACAGAGGACAGAAAAUGGGAUUUGAAAUUAUAAGCAAUAAUGACAUAAAAAUAUAACUUAAAAAAAAAUGUUGGACUCGAAAUACUACAAUGUUAAUUACAGUUUCUAUCAAACUAUUUAUAUAAUGGAUAUGCUCCAAUGUAUGACUGUUAUGCAAUCGUCUCUGUGCCAUCAUGAAAAAGAAAUUGUCCUCCCCUCCCCUAAACACUCAUUGUUCUCAAAUGAAAUGUUUGACCCAUAAAGACCAUGCGUCUUUGAAAUUUUAUAAUUAUAUCAUGUAUAUAGUGACCAAAAAGCUCAAAAUUUAUUGACAAAUUUCUGAUAAAAAAUCGUCCUUAUCUGCAUUUGUUCAAUUCUGGUUUUCCGAAAAGGACAUUAUGAGUUUUUUCCUGGUGUUCACGUAGGUCAUGGUUAAGUCUGGAUAUCAGACUUCAAACUUAUCUGUGUAAAUAUCUAAUCAUGAUGAUGAUGUAUGAAUAAUAUUAUUUUUAUCAUUAUUAUUAUGAAUACUAAUUUAUCAACAACUUGAUGUUCACUAACAUGUUACACAUAUAUAUUGUUAUGCAAUAACAUUUAUUAGUGAUAUCAAUAACUCAUUUAUGAACAUGUUGAUAAUAAAUCAUUCCUAUCAAUAUAAAGUGAGUUAUUUCCACAAUGGCUGGCCAUAAUACAGUACUACCGUUGUCUAAAUAUUUAAGAAAAUUCAAAAUGUGUUUUAUGAUUUCAGUAAACUACCAUUUUGCAAAUAUAAAAGAAGUCAUUUUUCAUGAAUCUAAAAAGGCGCCAACCAAGAUAUUAAUGUCCUUAUGUGUGGCUUUUUAUGCAUAUUGAAAUAAUGUGUGUGUAAAUUUUAAAUCAAGCGAUCUGUUUUCCUGAAUUGUUUUUAUAAUUGAUAGAAUUUAAAAUAUAAUCAUAAUACAAUGGUGUCAGUACUAAUUUGUUCAAAAAGCAAGAAUGUUAACCAGUUUUGCAAUAUUUUAUCAAAAAAUCAAAAUUGAAAACAAAAGAUAGAUAUGUAAUAAUGUGAGACUCUUGUAUGAUUUCCUCCUCGAGAGUAUCAUCAGCCCAGUAGUCAGCACUUAUGUGUUGACAAGUAUUAUCAUCUUAAAUUAACUGUUAAGUUUUUCUUACCAAGGAAUAGAUUACCUCAGCUGUAUUUGGCAACACCUUGCGGAAUUUUGGGUCCUAAAUACUCGUCAACUUUGUACUAUUUUUGGCCUUUUAUUUUUUUUUUUACGUUCUAGCGUCAAUGGUGAGUCUUUUAUAUACGAAACGUGCGUCGUACAAAAUUGUAAUCAUGGUAUACAUGAUGAUUUUAUGAAGGUACUUCAAGAUUUCAUUGAACAAACGAUUUGAUAUUGAUGAACAAGUUAUGUGAACUUAACACUUUUCGUUAGUGUUUACCCAAAUUCAUUAUUGUGAAUGGUUAUUAGACACUGAAAUUUGAGGAUGAAACACAUUAAAACAGCUAAAUAUAAAAUCGGUGUUUCAGUUUUAGUUACUGCCAAUUUGUUAUUUUUUACGUUUAUUCGAACGAUAUUUGUUUCUUCGAAAAUAAAUAAAAUUACUUGAUCUUCUCAGAAGUAA